Messenger RNA from Amphibalanus amphitrite, 2124 nucleotides. RefSeq names its product DNA repair protein XRCC4-like. The record is from RefSeq and is a predicted model, not a curated record. The coding region runs from base 47 to 1087 and encodes 346 amino acids. Gene Ontology annotation, biological process: response to X-ray; double-strand break repair via nonhomologous end joining; DNA recombination. The transcript has 6 exons. NCBI's taxonomy places the organism in Eukaryota, Metazoa, Arthropoda, Thecostraca, Balanomorpha, Balanidae. Gene Ontology annotation, cellular component: DNA-dependent protein kinase-DNA ligase 4 complex; DNA ligase IV complex; nucleus. Gene Ontology annotation, molecular function: DNA binding.
GAAAAUAUAAACAAACCGUUCUGAACCAGUUCUGAACGACACACACAUGAGACCCCUGACAAUAGAUAAGAAAUUUAUAAAUAAUUUGAUAUUUCGGCUCGAUAUCGCACACUCUGUCAUCAUGUGUAGUGCGGCUGAGCUUAGCAAAUUGCACACAUCCAAAAUUUCAAGUGAUGAUGGUAAAAUGUUUAACUACUUGGUUCAUGAGAACGAUGCUGGUCUUUUAACCAUUUAUUUACACUCGACGGAAGAUAAUGCAUUUUCUUACAAGGCGGAGGUGACCCCAGAUAUGUUAUCCAUCUUAACUCAGCAAAGUGAAGAACCAGCAGCUUUAGCCAGAAAUCUGCUUUUUGCCAGAGAGCCCAGCAUUGUUUGGUGUGUUGAGACCAGCAGAGCAGAUGCCAAAGUAACAUGGAAGAGGAGCCUGGCUGAGGGAAUGAGGCUAAAACUGGGAUCAAUUACUUUGGUUGCACACCCCUCUGCAUCCUCAGAUAUGCUCUCUAUCUGCUCUGCAACCCUGCAGGAGGAGACAGCCAAAACAAAGGUGGCUCAGAGUAAAUGUGACACUCUGGAGAAAGAGAACAGCCAGCUGCGCCGGCUGGCCGAGGAAGCGGUCAAAGCCCGCGAGCUGCUGGAGGCAGACCUGAUCUCCAAGUUUGCCCGGCUGCUGAACGAGAAGAAGUGCAAGAUCCGCGCGCUACAGGAGCUGCUAGAUGAGCGGCGCGCAGAGGAUAUGAAUGGAGCGGGCGGAGUCGGUGACGCCGUGCCCGUGUCCCCGGAGCCGACACGGUCGGACGAGGACGCCGACAGGCCGGGCAGCGGCGACAGCGACGCCUACGACCAGGACACGGACGUGGACAGCGGCGCAGAGGGGGCGGAGGAGGCCGGGCCGUCCUCCCGAGCUGCCGCUCCGUCCUCCCGAGCCGCGCCGCCGCCGGCCGACGACAGUCUGGAGCUCGACGGUGAUGCACUGGAUGACCCGCUACCGGUGCGUCCCAAGCGGCCGGCGGCCGAACCAGCCCGACCGCAGCCGCCGCCGGACAAACGGCGGCUGGCCGAGUGUGACGACCUGCUCGACCUGGUGUGACCUCAAUCUCAGGCCGGAGGUCAGGUCACCGGGACGGUGUAAUGGGAGGGGUCACUGGUCAGGGUAAUGGGUAUGGUGUGAAUUCCACCUCUGACCUGGGGUCGUCACUGGGGCGGGUAUUCAGGGAGGGGUUAGGAUAUGGAAUGACCUACAGCCCUACCUUGGAUAUUCAGGUCACCGGGGGCGGGCAUUCAGGGAGAGGUCGUCAGCUAGCGAUGAGGAAGGUAGCUGAUAGUGGCUACCUUUGCAUGCAGUUAUGAUGCGUUAUUGAAAUGUUUGUUUAACGACGUCAUUUUUGUGUCCCGGUGACACCAAGUGGGCGAGCUGAAUUCGAACCUUGUCAGGAUAAAUCCGAAGUCAGAGAGCAGACACACUUUGCUUGCCGUAUACUGUGGUCUGUGAGAUAGGCUAGCAUGACUCAAUUGCAUUGUGAUUGUAAAUCAAUGCUAAGAUAACUCUUAUGCUUGUGCACAGAUAACAGUAGUUACUAGUUAUGUACCACUGUUAUCUGUGGCUUGCGCAUUCAAAUGCCUCUUCUACCAGGAUGCUCCACUUACGAAUGGAGUAGGCAUAUUCCAGUCUCUGUUUGAGGUCGUAGAGAGCAAUGCGGACGCCGUUGUGUUGUGACUGAGGUCGUAAUAUGAACGUCUUUGACGCAACAUCAAUGUCCGAUAUGCGAGAGAAACAUUUGAGAAUCCUAAGAGAGCAUUUUGUCAUUGCCUCUGUGAUAGUCUUGUGUGCUGCCUUUCUAGUCGAAUGCGAUGUUGGAAGCGUGCAUGUCUGACGCCUCCACCACAAUCUACAUAGCUUUGUUCAAGUGUUUGUUGGAUGCUAUAGUGUGCUUAAGGUAUGACGGAUCUGUUGCAUUGUGCGAGUCUGCUGGUAGUCGCCCAGCCAAACUAGCACAGUGUGAUGUGAUUUUCUGCGAUUUCUCUAACUAUUUCAUGCAUAAUCCUGUGAUUGCAUUCACCUUGUACGAGUUAAUUUCAUCAUAGUCAUGUGUUGUUGAUAACUGUAAUACACCAUCGUUUUGCCGA